This is a messenger RNA of Heterobasidion irregulare TC 32-1, 1380 nucleotides long. RefSeq lists its product as uncharacterized. NCBI's taxonomy places the organism in Eukaryota, Fungi, Basidiomycota, Agaricomycetes, Russulales, Bondarzewiaceae. The transcript has 4 exons. The coding region runs from base 1 to 1380 and encodes 459 amino acids. The record is from RefSeq and is a predicted model, not a curated record.
AUGCCAGGCGCACACGAUCCUCCACACGGCGGCGCCGACGCGAGCGCUCCGAGACCCCCGGUGGCAGCCCGCGCAUUCGAUCCCUGCCCCCCGAGCCGUCUGCGUGGGUGCGCGCUCCGUCCGGCACAUGCACGCCCCGCCCCCCGCCCCACCGCCAUCCUCUGCAGCGCCCUUGCCUCCCGGAUCGUCCCGGUCCCCCGCUUGCCGUACACGAGCCCCAGCCGCGCGCCACGAUCCGCCCUCGCACCCGCCCGCUCACCACCCUCGACCCCCACCGCCGCUGGAACCCUCGCGCCACCCGCUCCGCGAGCGUCCCGCACCUCGUCGCACGCCGCAGAUGCCCCAGCAGCAGAAACAGCGUGCCCCCCCCGUUCAGCUCCCGCAGCACCUCGUAAAAACUCUGCACCCCCCGCUUCGACCCCCGGAGCGCGAGGUACAAAUGCACCAGCCGCAGCCCCGUCUCCGCCUUCUCCCGCCCCAGCCACUCCGUCAUUACCUCCAGCGCUGCCUCCCGCUUACCCAUCCGUAGCAACGCCUCCACCGCCAUGGAGAUCACCCGCACAGGCGGCCUCCCCGUCCGUCUCAGGUUCGGUAUCUGCCUCAUCACCAGCUCGUACCGCUCCACGUCCCGCAGCCCGCCAUCCACCCGCUUCACGGGCCGCAUCUUCAACCCGCCUUCCCGUCUCCGCUCCCGUCGCGCACCCCGCUUCGGCGUGCCCAGCAACUCCGCCCACACCGCCACGGACACCUUCUCCAGCCGCCCACGCGUCCGGCCACCGGUCCUCCCGCACCAGCAGCCUCACGCGCAGCUUCACCGUCUCGUCGUUCCCCCUCAUCCCCAGCGCCUCGAACCGGUCCAGCAGCCUCCGCGCCGUCCCAAACGCCGUGUGCCGGAUCGCGAGCGCGAUCAGCAGGUUCAGCGCGCGCGUCGAAUGCGACUCGGGGUGCGCGUCGUGGUACUCCAACAGCCGCUGCAGGGACGCCGGGGGCGAGGUCGUGAGCAUGGACAGCAGCCGCCGAAACAACGACGCCCGCGCCAAAGGGUCCGAGACCCGCCCCGCGUACGUCUCAAAGGGACCUGCGCGCACGAGAGGGAGGGGCGGGCGCGGAGCGCGCAUGUCGCACGCGUCUGGCGCGCCCGCGUCGUCGUCCGCGGCCUCGGAGAUGAACGCGCGCGCGCGCCCCGGGUCAAGGUCGAAAUCCACGUCGGCGUCCGCGAGAUCCUCGGGGUCGAUGAACCCGGCGACGCCCACGCCCCUCGCUCGUGGGUCGCGACGGGGGGCACGACGGGAGGGAGUUGGGGUGGAGCCGCUCCAUCGAGCGUGUUUCACUGGCCUCAUGCCUUCCUGUCUCCAGGGUAGACUCCGCGACAGGUCAUAG